Messenger RNA from Erythranthe guttata (spotted monkey flower), 1390 nucleotides. Its product is annotated as BTB/POZ domain protein TNFAIP protein. The record is from RefSeq and is a predicted model, not a curated record. Lineage: Eukaryota; Viridiplantae; Streptophyta; Magnoliopsida; Lamiales; Phrymaceae.
GAUUAGAGAAAUAAGAAUAUCUCCAUUGUCCACAGUCCAACACUCCCUCAGCUCUCAUAACACACUCCGAAAAAUGGCAUUAUUCUCUACAUCCGGAUUUUCCACCUUCGCAACAAUUUCACCAAACAAUUCUCGAAAUUCGCCCAAUAUUCAGCAGCCCUUUCUCAGUUUUCCUCAACCCAGUAAGAGAAGAAGCACAAGCUUCGGUUGUAGAUACGGUUUUUUAUGUUGCUCCGCCGCGGCCAAGCAGCAGAAAUCCGGCGGCGGCGCGCCGCCGGCGACGAAGAAGAAAAAGAAGCCCACUAGCAAGAGCAACGGCAGCAGUUUUCCCGAAGACGAUUAUAAGAUUGAAAAGGGUGGUGGUGGCGGAGUGGAGUUGCUAGAGUCACCGUCACCGUCACCGUCACAGUCGGGGCAUUCACCGUACGCGGCGCUUCCUCUGCCGAAGCCACCGGCGGGGUUUGUGUUGGAUGGGCAAGGAAAAGUUCUUAUGGCUUCUAACAAACGCAUUGCCACUAUCGUUGAUGCAACUAAUAACUUCCCCCUGGAAUGCGUUAUAAGAAGAGUAUUUAAAAAUUCACGUGGAGACGAUUGCAUGCUACUCUGCCCAGUCGAUACUCCCGUUCAGAUUUUGAAGAGCGUCAACGUUGAAGGAUGGGCUGCUGUUAGUGAUGAAGAAGUCGAGGGUAUACUCCCCGCUGCAGCUUAUGCCCUUGCCAAAAUACACAUGCAUCUUGUAUACAGUGGAUUUUGUUAUACCGCACGAGGCGGUUUUUGCUACACCGAGGAAGAUAUAUUCGAGUUCAACAUAGAUAAUGGUGAAAAUGUAGAUGGAUUGCCAACGGAAGGCAUUGAAAUUGCAUGCUUCCAUCUGGAUUCUUCACAUUACAUGAUUUAUACGCCUUCGGACCCUCUUCUGUUUGUUGCUGUGAAGGAUAAAAACGGCGUACUACAAAUAGCAGAUGAUGAACUCUUGGAAGAUCCCUCUAUAAUAAGCGCCAUAGACGAGGAGACCGAAUUCAACGCGUUAGUGGAAGAAGAAGAUGCUCUUCUAGAUUCCUUGCUCGGAAGAAGGUGAUCCCGUCUUUAUAUUUUUUUACCAUAGGAAGCAGGUUAUGAACGUUUGUCGAUUAAAUUCAUCUUUGUUGUUAGCUUAUGAAAACUUAUCAAUAUUGUAUAUAUUAUGGUUCUUUGAAUGUUUUAAACAAGUGCCAGCUUUAGUUGACCGUUUGUACACGGACGAUAUAUAGCGCAAGAAUCGAACGGUAUUGAAAGACUUUAUCGCGGUUCUACUGAAAUUUGGUUUAGUUGACCAAUUUGAUCAUGAUUUUCUUGAGAAAAAAAAAAUUGUAUUCGAAGAUUUCGCUGAAUUUGAUUUUCGUUGGUUUUA